This is a messenger RNA of Mytilus trossulus (common blue mussel), 1059 nucleotides long. RefSeq names its product DNA repair protein RAD51 homolog 4-like. The record is from RefSeq and is a predicted model, not a curated record. NCBI's taxonomy places the organism in Eukaryota, Metazoa, Mollusca, Bivalvia, Mytilida, Mytilidae. The transcript has 9 exons. The coding region runs from base 45 to 983 and encodes 312 amino acids. Gene Ontology annotation, biological process: double-strand break repair via homologous recombination; reciprocal meiotic recombination; DNA strand invasion. Gene Ontology annotation, cellular component: replication fork; Rad51B-Rad51C-Rad51D-XRCC2 complex; centrosome. Gene Ontology annotation, molecular function: single-stranded DNA binding; ATP-dependent DNA damage sensor activity; four-way junction DNA binding.
GAUGGACACAAAGUUUAGAAAAUUGAUUUCCGGUCUAAGAAGAAAUGUCAGUUUUGCGAUGUGGUAUUUGUUCAGCUUUAACAGAUGAUGUUGUAACAACAUUAAAAGACAAUGGAAUCCGAUCUGUUGUAGAUCUAAUCACUCAAAAUCUAGAAGACUUAUCACAGAAAACAAAACUGUCAUACAAGGAUUUGGUUGCCAUUGUUAAUGUUUUGUUAGCACAGUAUUCUUCAUUCCCUGUAACUGGAGAAGCAUUGUAUAACACUGUCCUUACAUCUACCUCAAUCUUACCUACAGCUUGUCAAGGGUUUGAUCAGAUACUGGAUGGUGGAUUGUAUACUGGAGAGGUAACAGAAGUAGCAGGAGAAAUAGCUUCUGGCAAAACUCAGAUAUGUUUAAGUAUGACAGCAUCAGUUAUAUGUCAUUCUAAACAGAAUGUUAUGUAUGUGGAUACGGCAGGUGGAUUUUGUGCAGAGAGACUGGAGGAAAUCUUAUACACUAAAUAUCAACAGGAGGACAACCCUGAUGUGUUUAGCCAUAUCAGAUGCAUCCAAACGUAUGAUAUAUACAGCCUAUUAUCAGAGCUUCAACAGAUCAAAGUAAACAUUAUACAACAGUCUGAUCCCUUUUAUGCUGGCUUGAAGCUGAUUAUAAUUGACAAUGUUGCAUCAGUGAUUUACCCAAUACUUGGAGGAAACCAGUUAGAUGGUCAUGGAUUAAUUGCACAGUUGUCACAGCUCCUAAAACUAUUGGCUGUUGAUUAUUCAUUGUCUGUAUUGGUGAGCAAUAAUGUUGUAGUAAGUGAUGGAGAAAAGAAAGCAAGUUUGGGCAAAGUUUGGUCACAUGUACCACACACUAGAGUAUUGGUGUCAAGUAUGGGAGACCAAGAGAGACAACUCGUACUUGUCAAAAGUUCUAGAUCAAAGACUGGACAGACUGCUAAAUUUAUGAUCUGUGAAAAAGGAUGCGUAGAUCCAGGAUGAACUUGCUGAAUUGUUUGAAAUGUGACAGAUCAAUUUCUAUAUUGUAUCCCGUGAAGGUUAUUCAAGUGUAAGACUA